This is a messenger RNA of Heterocephalus glaber (naked mole-rat), 2348 nucleotides long. RefSeq names its product polypeptide N-acetylgalactosaminyltransferase like 5 (gene Galntl5). NCBI's taxonomy places the organism in Eukaryota, Metazoa, Chordata, Mammalia, Rodentia, Bathyergidae. Gene Ontology annotation, cellular component: Golgi apparatus. The record is from RefSeq and is a predicted model, not a curated record. Gene Ontology annotation, biological process: spermatid development.
CUGGAACCGGGGCGGUCCUCUCCGCGCGAGAGGGAGGGCAAGAGGGGAAGAGGAGGUGCAAAGACAAAAGCUCCUCGCAAUUGGGCUGCGUGGCUGGGGGUACAAGUUUGGGCCGCCGAUCGCGCGGCCCUGCCCCCCCCCCCGGACAGGGCCGAAGCCCCAUGGGGCCAGGAGGGCAGGGCGCCCGCCCCUGGCAGGGCCACUGUCCCAGGGGGCAGAGGAGCGGCCGCCAGGGGCCGGGCCUGGCACCGACGCAGGCUCGGGGAGCGCGGCUCGGUGGAGGGCGGCGCGCGUUGUACAGGAAGUGCGCGGCGUGCGGCGCCACAGCCCCGAUCCCGCCGCCCCUGGGUCGCCGAGCACAGUCCCCGCGCCUGGGGCAGCUCUGAGACUCGCUGGAAGUGGCCUUCUGCGCCAUUUCUUCUCCCAAUAUCUUUUAGGCCUUAUCCCCUGACACGCGCACGCACCCGGUCUCCGCCGCAGACCCUGCAGCUUGGGGUCCCCGGAUCUCGGUGGGCUGCGGGUGGACCGGCACGUGUUUCGAGGACAACCGCGACCCUGCUGGUCCCGCCCAGCUCGCGACCCGAAUCCGCACGGAGGACGUCUGUGCCGCUGUGUGUGCGCGCGGGCUCUUCGCCCCACCCGCCCGGCACUUUUCCGAUUCAUGGAGAGUUGCGCAAAGGAUCCACGGAAAUUGAAGAACGAACCUUUGAAGAAGUUAAGUUUACCAUGAGAAAUAACAUAAUUCCAUAUUUAUUCUAUGGGUCUUUGACAUUUGGCAUCUGGACAGCUCUGUUUUUUGUGUAUUUUCACCACGAUGACACGAGAAAACCGCACAGGACAGUCCAGGAACCUGCACCAGCUUGGUCCCGUGUGCAUCAGCAAGAGAUCCAUGACCCAAAGGAAAUAAGAAGGCAACACAUAAUAGUGGAUAUGGCUGAGGAAGAGGAACCUAUAGAACAAAAAACAUUUUCUCCCUUCUAUAACUUUUCAGAUCCAGGGCUUGUAGAUGGAUUUUUAAAAUAUGGGUUUAAUGCCAUUGUCAGUAGAAGUUUGGGCCAUGAGAGAGAGGUGCCAGACACCAGGCAUAAAAGAUGUCUUUACAACCAUUACUCAAUUCACCUACCGACUGCCAGUGUUAUCAUUUGCUUCUAUAAUGAGGAAUUUAAUGCCUUGCUUCGAACAGUGUCCAGUGUUGUGACUCUUACGCCACUUCAUCUCCUUGAAGAAAUCAUUUUGGUGGAUGAUGGAAGCGAAUUUGAUGAUUUGAAAGAAAAGCUCAAUUAUUAUCUGGAAAGUUUGAGAGGAAAGGUUAAAUUGGUAAGAAACAAAAAGAGAGAGGGGCUGAUUCGAGCAAAGAUGAUUGGAGCAGCGCACGCUUCAGGUGAGGUGCUGGUGUUCCUCGACAGCCACUGUGAGGUCAACAGAGUGUGGCUGGAGCCCCUGCUCUCUGCCAUCACCAGGGACUCCAAGAUGGUCGUGUGCCCUGUCAUUGACGUCAUUGACGUCAUUGACGACAUGAGCCUGCAGUACACAUUCUCUCCUCUUGUGAGAGGAGCCUUUGACUGGGAUCUCCAAUUUAAAUGGGAUACCAUUUUCUCUUAUGAGAUGCACCCUCCAGAAGGUCCGAUUAUGCCAAUCCGGUCACCUGCAAUGGCUGGUGGAAUUUUUGCUAUAUAUAGGCCCUAUUUUUAUGAACUUGGACAGUACGACAAGGACAUGGAUCUUCGGGGAGCAGAGAAUUUGGGACUUUCACUAAGGAUCUGGAUGUGUGGAGGUCAACUCUUUGUAAUCCCCUGCUCCCGAGUGGGACAUAUCCCAAAGAAGAGUUCGAGAAGUGACAGCACCUUCAGGAAAGCCGUAGCCCGGAACUAUCUGAGGCUGGUGCACAUUUGGCUGGACGAAUACAAGGAGCAGUUCUUUCUUCGAAACCCUGGUUUGAAAUCCAUGACUUAUGGAAACAUCAGCGAACGUGUUCAGUUAAGGAAACGAUUGGGUUGCAAGUCAUUUCAGUGGUAUUUGGAUACCGUCUUCCCAGAGUUGGAGGCAUCUAUGAACAGCUAAUGAAAGGAAAACAAGUCAUUUUUAUUAAUAGUUAAGAAGUCCCCUGGUCCUUCAAGAUGGUGGCACCAGAGAACAAGUUUGGAACAUCAUGGAAUAAUGGGAAAUGCAAUAAGAAAUACAACCAGAAUGACCUACAUUGGGAGUGUUGGUUUUCCCCCUUAAUGACAAUUCCUAAUCUUUUGUUGCUCACUGCCACUGAAUUCCUGGGGUGGCAGGACCCUGAGCAUUCCAAAUGUAAGCUGUCUCACAGUUGAAACUCAAGCAUAUAAUAAAUCGGGGGAAAGCGU